Molecule: messenger RNA, 1257 nt
Organism: Symbiodinium sp. CCMP2592
Lineage: Eukaryota; Dinophyceae; Suessiales; Symbiodiniaceae
Source: the annotation of a GenBank genome assembly
AUGGCCAGAUCCAGUUCCUUUAUCCACUUCAAAAUUCAGGCUGCUCUAGCAGAGGUUUACUUCGAUCUGGAUAGAAAGGCGCUGAAGGCUGGUGUUCGCUGCAUGGGGUUAGCGGAGGACGGCCGAGGGCCAUUCCAGUUCAUACGCUGCCGUGCGGUCUUGCACGACUACAGCGUCCGUCAGUUCGUCCUGGACUUGAUUCCCAAUGAGGGCCAGAAGGCCGCGCCCUUGACUUCAGUGAGGGAUUCGCGUUUGACUGGCCCGGUGCAGGCUUCCAUUGACAAAGCCAGACAAAUCCAAGAGGCGAUCGGCCGCUUCUCGAAGCACGAUGUGGAGCUACAAGAGAUCUUUCGGAAACAUGUCCAGGAACAAGACACCCUUGCUGGGCUUCGGGCAGUCAUCAGGUGCAAUGUUCACGCCUCGACGAAAGCUCUAGAAAAAGCACUACAAGCAGAUGAUGCUGCAAGCGAACUUAUCAAUGAAUGGGCCCUGAGAUUUUCCACGCAGGAAGAGACCGGGAGUUUUGCACGCGGCAUCAACAAUUCCCACAAGAUGAAAGAAACAUUUCAGAAGCUUGAAGGAGUUGUAGCGAAUUUCCACUUCGCUCCUCAGAGAUUUGGGAGCAUCGCAUCUGUCUGCGAGCUGGUGGUGUUGAAUAUCACUCCAAUUUUUCGCUUUCUGUGUGGUGAGGCUGAGUCAACAGACAGACGGAAUGCCAAAUGGGCCUGUCGCCUUUUGAAGUCAGUGUUCAAGCCUGAACGGCUUUUAUUGCUGGCUUUGCUUGGAGAGCUUUCUUCAGCUGCGAUAGAGUUUUCGCACCGGUUCGACAAUCUGAAAGACAAGCAAGGUUCGUCUUUGUCCCACUCUGCGCGCACGGCGUAUUUCAUCAACCAGUUGGAGCAGAAGAUCGAGCGCCUUUUCGGCUUUCGAUCCGCCGACAAUGAACUUCGCCGACCACUGGUAUUGCAUGAGUCUUACACCAGUGGUUAUGUCCAGACUUUGAGGACCAGCUGGAAUUUCCUGUCCGGACAGGUCAAGGCAGUGUCGGGUGAGAUGGUCUUUUAUGCUGCCGGUGCGGGCGGUGAAGAGCAAAUUACGCGUUGGGUCUCCACUCAACUAGGUGUCGUCCGAAACAUUGCCCGCAACUUCUUGCAAGGUAUCCGUGCGGAGUUCGACAACUUGAUAGCGAUGAGCCUUCAACCAUUCGACUUGGAGUGGUGGCAAACUAGGUCGGAUGACAGCCUGUCCGGGACCUAG